Molecule: messenger RNA, 696 nt
Organism: Entamoeba dispar SAW760
Lineage: Eukaryota; Evosea; Mastigamoebida; Endamoebidae
Exons: 1
Coding region: 1-696 (231 amino acids)
Source: RefSeq, a predicted model, not a curated record
AUGAAAGGAAUAACCAUUCUUUUAUUUAUAGUAUUAUGUUCUGCAGAUUUAAAUGUAUUAACUCGUGAAGAUAUGGUCAAAAAACAAAAGGAAAAUGCUGCUAAAAAAAUAUUAAAAAGUGAAGAAAAGAUUAGAAAGACUAAAGAACAAAUUGAAAAGAAAAAAAGAAAGAGCAAAAAAAUUGUAGAAAAUGCACUUUCUUUACUCACUGAAAAAGAAAGAUUAUCAGUUCGUGAUAUUAUUGAUUCUGACCCAGAAUAUAUUAGAUUUAAUUCAAACGAAAAGUUGUCUAGAUUUGACAAGAAAUUUAACUCAAAGAAGGUAUGUACUUCAAUCGAAACAUUAGUCAAACCAGAGUUGAAUAAUGUUAAUUCUACUAAUAGAACACAACCAAAUUCAACACAACCAAUACAACAAAAGAAACAAUUAAAAAAAUGUCAAAUGAAACAUGUUAAACAUAUUCCAAGAAAUAAAUGUAAUUGGAAAAAAGAUAAAUACGUUUAUAAGCAACCAAAACAAAAAUACUAUGCUCUUGUUGAUAAUGAAAAACAAAGAAUUCUUUGUCCACUCCCAAAAGAAAAGUGCCAUCCUAGAAUCAUUAAAAUUGAUGUCAAUAAAGAAACUGAAAAUGCUAAACAUGCAAUUAAAUUGAUUCAUAAAGCUGGAAAAUUGUUAAAAGAAAAUGACAUGUUCUAA